GAAGUAGUUGAUUCAGUUAAGGUUGUAUGCGUUUGUACUAUUUCAACAAUCUCCAAAUUCCUCUGUUUUCCAGUAGAUCAACCAGGAUGAGCAGCAGCGGGAAGAAACUCAUUCAAAUUGAUAUCACCUCCGACAGCGUGUGCCCAUGGUGUUAUGUGGGCAAGAAGAAUCUCGACAAAGCUAUUGCUUCCUCAAAUCAUAAAUACUCUUUUGAGAUGAAAUGGCAUCCUUUCUUGCUGGACCCUUCUGCGCCCAAGGAGGGCGUUGCUAAGAAGGAAAUUUUUGAGAAGAAGUUCGGCCCUCGAGCUCAACAAAUAACAGCUCGAAUGAAAGAGGUUUUUGAGGGUGUUGGCAUGGAUUACGACGUGUCUGGACUUACGGGAAGUAGUGUGGAGAGCCAUAGGUUAAUCUACUUUGCUGGAAAGCAAGGGCAAGAUAAGCAGCAUCAACUUGUUGAGGAGCUAUUCCAUGGUUACUUCACACAAGGGAGAUACAUAGGUGACAGGGAGUUUCUUGUUGAAAGUGCUAAAAAGGUUGGAGUGGAAGGAGCAGAGGAGUUUCUUGCAAAUCCGAACAACGGGAUGAAGGAGGUUAAUGAGGAACUCAAGAAGUUCUCAUCCAAUAUUAAUGGAGUCCCUCAUUAUGUGAUAAAUGGCAAGUACCAGUUAAGCGGAGGGCAGCCUCCAGAGGCCUUCCUAAGAGCAUUUCAGUCUGCUGCUAGCAGUUAGCGCCUCGUUUACUGUUAGAGGCGCAGACGAGAGAAGUAUACUGUGUCCACCAUUGUUGUUGUUGUAAUACUAGAAAAGACUGUCCUUGUCUAGGGUCAGUUGAAUAAAGGAAUGUGUCGCUUGCUUCUCUGUAUCAAAUUGUCAUGGUCUAUGUACAAUGAUGAAAUCAAGGGGUUAUAUAUGAAUCAACAUUAAUCA
This is a messenger RNA of Salvia splendens (bonfire salvia), 926 nucleotides long. RefSeq lists its product as uncharacterized. The record is from RefSeq and is a predicted model, not a curated record. The transcript has 8 exons. Gene Ontology annotation, molecular function: oxidoreductase activity. Lineage: Eukaryota; Viridiplantae; Streptophyta; Magnoliopsida; Lamiales; Lamiaceae. The coding region runs from base 27 to 728 and encodes 233 amino acids.